Molecule: messenger RNA, 1292 nt
Organism: Oryza brachyantha (malo sina)
Lineage: Eukaryota; Viridiplantae; Streptophyta; Magnoliopsida; Poales; Poaceae
Product: BTB/POZ and MATH domain-containing protein 1-like
Exons: 1
Coding region: 21-1088 (355 amino acids)
Biological process (GO): protein ubiquitination
Molecular function (GO): protein binding
Source: RefSeq, a predicted model, not a curated record
GGUACAAUCCGAUCCAAUAUAUGAUGCCAUCAUCGUCGGGCUUCGCCGAGUUGAAGAUCGACCACCCUGGGUCGACGAACGGCUUCGCCAUUGGCGACGGCUUCAACAAGCGCGUGUGCGACGGCGAGCACGAGUUGCUCAUCAGAUGCUACCCCCGUGGCUGCAAGGUGCACGACGACGGCGAGUACGUGUCUCUGCGCAUUGUCCUGGUAGCGAGGUCCAGCCACGUUAAAGACGCCAUCGCCUGCGCCUUCCUGCAGCCCGCCGGCGGCGGCGGUCCGCCGCCGAUCUGCUGCACGGAGAAGGCUCUCCCGGUGAGAGAGUCCGGGCGCGUGUAUGCCUACGGCGCCGCGUUCCGCCGCUUCGUGAGGCGGAGCGACCUCGAGCCGCGGUAUGUCGUCGACGGCGCGGUCACCGUCGUCUGCGGGGUGGUGACCUUCGACGGCCACGGCGAGUGCGACCGGUCUAUACGCGUCCCGCAGACGAGCCUGGGCAGCCAGCUCGCCGCCAUGGUGAACCGCGCCGACUGCUCGGACGUACGCUUCUCCGUCGGCGGCGAGAUGUUCUACGCGCACCGUGCGGUGCUCGCCGCGCGCUCGCCGGUGUUUGGCGCGGAGCUCCUCGGCUCCAUGGCGGAGUCCACCAUGGCGUGCAUCACGCUGGACGACGUCGAGCCGACCACGUUCAGAGCGCUGCUCGAGUUUGUUUACACGGACGAGCUGCCGGCGAGGCCCGCCGGAUUGAGUUCGACCGAAUUCCACAAGAGGCUGCUCGCGGCGGCGGACAGGUACGACCUCGACAGACUGAAGCUGAUGUGCGCUCAAAAGUUGUGGGAGAGUGUGUCGGUGGAGACGGCGGCGGCGACGCUAGGCUACGCCGAGAUGUACAGCUGCCCAGAGCUGAAGAAGAAGUGCAUCGAGUUCUUGAUGACGGGCAACAACCUUAACAAGGUAGCAGUCACCGACGACUACUUCCAUCUUCGGGAGGAUUUUCCGUUGGUUAUCAAAGAGAUAAAAACGCAGAUUGGGAGCUUGCCAUCUUCACCUGUCGUGUAUGAGCGUGCUGCUAAAAGGUCAAAAAUUCAGUGAGCAAGUGAGCAUUUUUGGAUUUGGUUCUCAGAGUACAGUUUUGGACGGAGUGGGGGCAUUCAUGCCAAGUACAAAAUUCGGGAUUGCAAUAGGUUAGGGCUACAAAAUUCUUUAUUGACGGAAAUUUUGUAAAAAUCCAUCAAAUUUUUAGGUUGUUGGAUUUGCUCCGGAGGUUCAUAUUUUUUUUUUGCUUUUUGAAGCAAA